AAAAAAACACAGAUCUCAGUUUCCAUAAUGUGCCACCAGAAGUACAUUCUAGCUCCAUUAUUAAUUAUUCUACUCACGAACCACGUUCAGUGUGGCUUACAGAGAGUAAAGCGCAUCGUUCGCGGCAGUGCAGUUGAGAGUGAAGAAAAACUCUCUUCUGCCGUUUCACUUCAAUAUCUUAACUCAACCAAGCAAUUGGAGCAUUUCUGUGGAGGAACUUAUGUGGGUCGUGGAUGGAUUCUGACCGCUUCUCACUGUCUCACAUUGAUUGACUAUGAAAAGCAUGAAUUGUAUGCAGAAAUUGGGCGAAAAGAUCUGUACAAUAAUCCGGAAAAGCUAGUGAAACUUGAGGACUUCUACAUCAUUCAAUUCGACACGAUUACAUAUGCAAAUGACAUUGCCAUGAUUCGCCUGCCAGAAGAUCAUCGCGAACUGCCCUCAAAUGUGAUUCUCCCGCAAAGCACUGUCCCCAUUUCGGAGCACAGUAAUUGUUCGAUCUUCGGAUACGGAUCUGAGCGCUUCCUGCAGGACAUUGUCGCGAGUUUCAGAGAGGCUCCGAUUCACAUUCUGCCCGCCGAAGAGUGCGAAGAAGCACUGGUGCCUUACGCACCUGACUACUCUUCCGGGAUGUUUUGCGCUGGUGGCGGACUAGAGGACGCCUGUCAGGGCGAUUCAGGUUCUGGACUGAUUUGUGAGGGAAACACCCUUGUUGGCAUUGUGUCUUACGGCUCAUCGUGUGGCAUUCCAGGGCUUCCGGGAGUCUACACAGACGUCCAACAUCACUUGCAAUGGAUUAAUCAAGUUGUGGCGCAACCGUAUGAAAUGUAA
Messenger RNA from Phlebotomus argentipes, 828 nucleotides. Its product is annotated as trypsin 3A1-like. Gene Ontology annotation, biological process: proteolysis. The record is from RefSeq and is a predicted model, not a curated record. The transcript has 3 exons. Lineage: Eukaryota; Metazoa; Arthropoda; Insecta; Diptera; Psychodidae. Gene Ontology annotation, molecular function: serine-type endopeptidase activity. The coding region runs from base 28 to 828 and encodes 266 amino acids.